CCCUGACGAUUUCUCUGCCUGUUGAAGUCUGUACUCUACGUUUGUAUAUACGCAUCUAAAAAAAAAGAAUUUUGAUGCUUAAACACCAGCAUUCCUGCACCUUCCCGUGCUCAGGACCCUGAGCUCUGCGAGGCCCAGGAACAUGGAGGCCGUGAGGAGGGCUUUGCAACCAGAGCCUCACUUCACUGACUCCUGCCGCAGGGGUGGGACUGUGGGGGGCACAUGGGGAGGGCUCCCCAGUCAGUUUCCUGAACGUCUCAGACCAGAGCUGGGCUUUGGCUCUGUCAUGAGUCACCUCUGCUGUUUUCGGGGUGACCUUUGGGUCACUUGGCUCUGCUCUGUCACAGCCACCCUGCGUUGGUGCCCUGGCUCAGCCAGGUGUCUGGUGGGGAUGGGUGCCUCUCCUCCCCAGCAUGAGGGCAGCUGAGCCCCAUGGAAGCACUAGGCCUUGGGGGAGAAUUGGAGGCGAUGAUUCUGAGUUGGCCACAUCCUGGGCCCCCUUCCUGGAGCCUCCCUUAGCUCCCUGCCUGGGCCAGUGAGAGGCCCAGGCUGCAUUCCUCUUCCGCCUCCAGUUCCCACUGACCACGUGGCCCAGAGUGGUCUUCUCUCCUGUCUGUCCUCCCUCACUGGGUCAUAGCUGUGGGAUGCGGGAGGCAACCAGGGGCUCAGGGUGCAGUGUCUGGCACACACUUCUGGCUCACCUGGUCACUUAAUGGGCCUGGAGUACUUGUAUUAUGGAUGGAUGAGAGUGUCACCCCAGUACCUUUGCAAGCUGAGCACACACAUCCCUGUCUCCACUGCCCUAAGCUUUCCUCACAGCUUGCGGUGAGGCCGGGUCUGCCCUCCGUGCAGGUGGUUAUGUGCUGGGUGCCAAGCAGUGUGUGCGCCACCCACCCCGGGGUGGCCUGCAGCACUCGGGUGCGUGCCCCUGGCGUCUGACUCAGUGGGGAGGGCCUGCCUCGGCUUUGGGGGGGGUCGAUGUUCCCGUGGGCGGGGUGCUUUGGGCCUGUUGCCACUCUCCUUGCUGGCACCUGUCUCUGACUGGGAUUCAGCGUCCUCACUCCCUGAGCUGUCUGUGCCAUUGGUUCCCGGGGCUCCUGUGUGGCACUUGGGGCUGAGUAAUAGCACAGAAACUCGGUUCCAGUGGGAGGAGGCAGGUGAGCAGAACCUAGGAGAAUGUCAGGAGCCAACGGAAAGGAAGAGGACACAGAGGCAGCAGGAUUCUCAGGUCUGAACAAGACACCUCGACUGCUGUGCAGAGGGCAUUUCAGGGGGGCCAGAGGAGCACCCAGAGGUCAGGAGAGUGAGGGUGCAGGCCAGAGCCCUACCAGGACCCCAGGCCAAGCUGGGAGGGCUCGGAAAGCAGACACGCAGAGGCCCCUCACUGGUCGGCCAGGGGUCAGAGCCCAGCACAGUGACUCAGAUUCCGACCCCGAGUAUGCGUCCCUGCCAUCGUCCAUCCCCAGUGCUGUGCCUGUGACCGGGGAGUCUUUCUGCGACUGUGACAGUCAGAGUGAGGCCUUCUGCGGCAGCCUGCACACCACCCACCGGGGCAGGGACUGCCGCUGCGGGGAGGAGGACGAGUAUUUUGACUGGGUCUGGGAUGACCUAAAUAAGUCCUCAGCCACCCUGCUGAGCUGUGACAACCGGAAGGUCAACUUCCACAUGGAGUACAGCUGUGGCACAGCGGCCAUCCGGGGCACCAAGGAGCUGGGGGAGGGCCAGCACUUCUGGGAGAUCAAGAUGACCUCGCCCGUCUAUGGCACCGACAUGAUGGUGGGCAUCGGGACAUCGGACGUGGACCUGGACAAGUACCACCACACAUUCUGCAGCCUGCUUGGCCGGGAUGAGGACAGCUGGGGCCUCUCCUACACAGGCCUCCUCCACCACAAGGGCGACAAGACGAGCUUCUCCUCCCGGUUCGGCCAGGGCUCCAUCAUUGGCGUGCACCUGGACACCUGGCACGGGACGCUGACCUUUUUCAAGAACAGGAAGUGCAUAGGAGUGGCGGCCACCAAGCUGCAGAAUAAGAGGUUCUACCCAAUGGUGUGCUCCACGGCGGCCAAGAGCAGCAUGAAGGUGAUCCGCUCCUGCGCCAGCAUCACCUCCCUGCAGUACCUGUGCUGCUACCGCCUGCGCCAGCUGCGGCCCGACUCCAGGGACACGCUUGAGGGCCUGCCCCUGCCACCUGGCCUCAAGCAGGUGCUGCACCACAAGCUGGGCUGGGUCCUGAGUAUGAGCUGUGGCCACCACAAGCCCCCCACCCCCUCGCCUGUGGCCGAUCCCACCAGCCCUGAGACCCGGCGCUGCCAGAGGAAGCGCUGCCGAAGGACCUAG
Messenger RNA from Hippopotamus amphibius kiboko, 2337 nucleotides. It is a transcript of the gene SPSB3, whose product is annotated as splA/ryanodine receptor domain and SOCS box containing 3. The transcript is spliced from 7 exons. Gene Ontology annotation, cellular component: SCF ubiquitin ligase complex. Gene Ontology annotation, molecular function: protein binding. NCBI's taxonomy places the organism in Eukaryota, Metazoa, Chordata, Mammalia, Artiodactyla, Hippopotamidae. Gene Ontology annotation, biological process: proteasome-mediated ubiquitin-dependent protein catabolic process. The record is from RefSeq and is a predicted model, not a curated record. Bases 1177 to 2337 code for a protein of 386 amino acids.